Molecule: messenger RNA, 4413 nt
Organism: Cyphellophora europaea CBS 101466
Lineage: Eukaryota; Fungi; Ascomycota; Eurotiomycetes; Chaetothyriales; Cyphellophoraceae
Exons: 3
Coding region: 1-4413 (1470 amino acids)
Biological process (GO): regulation of transcription by RNA polymerase II
Cellular component (GO): Rpd3S complex
Source: RefSeq, a predicted model, not a curated record
AUGGCGACUCGCAGUCUGAGGAAUCGCAUGUCGAGCCGCGUUUCGUCUCCAGCGGUCACGGUCGACAACGAUGGUCGCGACCGGCCGACCGAGACGGAAGCGGGCUCGAAGGAAGAAGUGGAUGAGUCCGAAUGGCGCGAGCCGCCUGUCCGCUCCCUUCCUCCCAGCUACAAGGACCACAAAGGACUCGAGCGUCUCGGAGUCCUGGAACUACAGCAACCGCUCGGCGUCCCUCCGUCGCAGAAGCUGCUGCAACGGCUCAAGCUGACCUUCAACCGACCAUCGAAUCGGGGCACGCCGCUACCAGACGAUGAGGUGGGUUCGCACGGAAUGGACAGCGAGGUUGCAGACACAGCCUCCCCAAUGGAUACCGAACCCCUGGCGAGAGAAACAGACCCAAUACCCGUCUCGAGUCCUCCAAGAGGACGGCCAUCGAAUAGAGAUGUGGCAGAAAUGAGAUCAGAUCACCCCAUGGACACGACGCCCUCGCCGUCCAAAUCGACCUUUUCCACGACCCCGGCGCCGUCGGCCAGCGCUUUCAAGCCUACUUCGAUACAAGAACACCUCCGCCAGGAACGUGUACAGAGCUACGUCAACAGAGCUGUCGCAGAGGCUCAAGAGCGAGGAGACUGGGGAUUGGUGCCUGGGCUCGAGAAAAUACGACGAAACGCCAACGAUAAGCGCGAGCUAUGGGUAGUGCUUGAAGCCAUCGCUCACCAAAGUCCUACCCCGGAGCAAUUGCACAUCUUCAAGAAAUUCAUCAAGCGAGGAAUCAAAAAGCACCGACGCAAUUCGGCUCACUCCUCCAGUGCGAUUUCUCAGAGUGUUAUGGGUGACAGCACCAGUUUCGGGCCAGGGGCAUAUCUGCCCUCUUCACUACCCGGUGAUGAACCAUCCACUUUUACGUCCCCUUUCAGGAUGCGGCCUUCUCUGUCCUCGCAGAUGCAUCCGUCGUCCAAAUCAAAUCCUACCUCUCCUUCAUCGCGACGAGCUAAAAUGGAUGCUACGGUCAGUCGCAGCCCUGGUCCCAAAGGCCGUGGCAAAAGUCCUCGGCAACGGCCUUCACGCAGCAAUUCGACUACCUCAUCGCUUUCAUCGGCCAAAUCCAUUCCCGAAGAAUUGGCACCGCCAGGACUGGUUGAGGAGGAGGCUGGCGGUGAUGAGCGAGGCGUCAGAUCUGGAAGGCGCCAAGCGGGCGAGCGGCCCUCUGCAGCCACUGGCUCCAGAUCCGCCCGUCUCGCCAACAAUAUUUCUUCCAUCAACAACACCGACCCAAAUUCGAUUUUCAACUCAUCCGCCAACAAAAUCAUCUCGGACAAGCUCAACAAGUCGCAGCAAGCUCGGGAAGAAGCUGAACAGGAGCAGGCUGAUGUCGACAAGAGGCGCAAGCGACUUUUAAGGGAGAGCGAGGUUGACUACAACUACAUUCCUCGCCCUGUCGUCAACGAGCGCCAUCAACUACCGUCUUAUCUCGACGACGAGUAUCCAGCCAACACCCUUGAGGACGGUGACUACCCUCGCCCGCCAGUUGUUCAUCCGGAGCCCGCCAAACCGCACAAGGUGCCGACGCUGCGAAUUGGUACCAGAGCUGGCGACAAGGUCUUGAUGAACGGCACUGCGCGAAAGCGAGCCUAUGAUGAAUUUUUUGAAGAUGACGAUGAUUCUUCCGAGGCUCUCACUCCGCUCUCCUCGUCGCCCGCUCCACCAUUUGCACCACCUCCGCCUCCCGGAGCUGAUCAGUCCAGGGCGGCGACGCCUCGAGCCUCUACCCGCAGCCAGGGUCCGGUGGCGAAAGUCGCACGCAAAUCAGCACGUGUGAUGGUAUCACCCAACAAACCGAAGAACGGAGGCAUCACGGCGGGAUUCACGCGUGCGGGGCCUCGGCGAGCUGCUGCGCUCGGCAAUGGGGCGGACUCGUCGCAAGAGGACAACGACGAGUUCUGUGCGUCAUGUGGCGGCGAGGGCAAACUACUAUGCUGCGAUGGUUGUACUAACAGUUUUCAUCAUGCAUGUCUCGAGCCGCCACUUGAUCCAGAGGAAGAGGUUAUCGGCGAGUGGUUCUGCCCACAAUGUCAAGCAAAACGUACCAAGGACGAAGGAGAUUCCAAAGCCAUGUUUGGCAAAGCCCUGCGUUCACUGGACCACGUCAUUCCCAGGGCUUUCAUAUUACCCGAUGGCAUUCGGGACUACUUCGAAGGCGUGCGCACUGGCGAAGAGGGCGAAUAUGCAGAGUUUGGUCAGCCUCGCAUCAACAAUCCACCCAAGAUGAACCGUGCUGGAUUCAUCGAAGAGCCAAACUACAAAGAGCCUCGCGAUGCCAAAGGCAAGCUCAACAUUUGCAAAGGAUGUGGGCUCGGAACCAAUGGGAAGGACCUGGUACCCUGUGACUAUUGCGAUGCCAAAUGGCAUCUUGACUGCGUCAAUCCUCCACUAGCGAUCCCACCUCGCCGACGAGCCGGUGACAAACCCAAUGCUAGCUGGCGGUGUCCUUUGCAUAUCGAGCAAGACCUCGUUGGUCUUGGAAGGCAAGCAGAGGCUGCUCCUGGCGAUCUUGGUGGACAGCCUCGCCUGCGCAGGCCCAAGAACGCAAAGCCCUUGGAUGUUGACUUUCCUCGUGGCUUUCGCAACAACGGUGUUAUCGAAGUCGAGCUCGCCCCAGAUGGCCCUGCCAUCAGAGAAAUUGAUAUGGAGGGUAGCAUUUAUCGACUACCCGAACAGGCUAUCCGGCUCGAUUUCAUCGACCGCGUCAAGAAGAGUUGGUAUGAGGAUAAGACUUACCCUGACACCGCUAACGGUCGCCGUCCUCCGCGCUUCACUACCCGCGACUACCGGCCUACGGGUGGAACCGUCCUUCAUGCACCUAUGCAGACGACCAUCACAAUCAAGGAGCCAGAGUUUUACAAGGGAUCCCAAGCACUGUCCAUUGUCGAGACGGCAAAAGCCAAUGCCGCUUUGCGCCGCAAGACGUUGCCGGAACAGCAGGCCAUAUUAAACCUCAGCAUGAUGGCUCGCGCAGAAGAGGAUCAUGUUUAUGGCGAUGCUCUUGCCGACCUAACGAACGCCCUCAUAGCCGAGGUGCCCGAGCGCGCCGAGCAAAUGUUUAUUCGCGACGAGCGCUCUCAACUACAGCGUUUGCAAAAUCUGGUUGAGCGCCGCCUCCGUAUCCUGGAUGGUCGCGACGAUGCUGUACCACAUUCUGUUUCAGAGGCCCGGCAGAAGGACGCCAGCCGCUACAGCAAGACUGUCCGCCGUGACAGCGCUCCCAUGCCUGGCAUGUUGCCGAACGGCUCAACUACCAAAGGUCUUCGAGAACUCCAACCUGCACCUCAAGGUUCUUUCACACCACUCUCUUUCAGCCCUUCCGACCUAGGGGCCCCCAUGCUCAAUGGUCAAGGCCAAUAUGCGCCUCCUCUCUCGCAGUCUCCUUACGCCGGACCAGCCCCACCAAAUCCUGGGCAGCCUUCCUACCCUUUCCCUGUCGCCACCCGGAGUGGCACCUUCGCAGUCGAAAACUGGGCUUCCCCCGCCAGUGCUGCGCCAGCGCCUGUAGUCUUCAAUCAAUGGCAACCACCUCAGCCAGCAGUUGCAUCGCCCGUCAAAUCACCCAUUUCACAACCAAACCAGUUUGCUUUCGUACAGAAUCAAAUAGUGAACCCUCAAGUCGGCGUCCCGCCACCUCUACCAAGCCAUCAAAAUACCCAAAUGCCUGCAACGAACCCGCAGGAGGGCUCUGUACCGUCUGCCCACGGCCCAAGUCCUCCGCCUCCCAACGCUCAAUCUAUACAACGGCAAACCUCGAUUGCGUCUACAUCUGCCACUAGCAUUAUGAGCGGUGCCGGUGGCCGUAGAGGCUCCCAGACCAACGUCUGGGCUGCGAGCAGCAAUCCCCCAAGACCAGCCAGCUCCCACGCCAAUGCAGUUCCCACAACGAAUAAUGCGCCGGCAUCGCCUGGCGACGCCUCAGCAGGAGAGGUACAUGGGGCCUCACCUGUUUCGGGCGAGCAGCUGCAGACCCUAGAGUCAGCGACGCAGGAAAAGGAGCCACUCUGGCGCACGGACCAUGAGACUGAAAGUCAUAGCGAUGUUUGGGUCAAGCGCGAGCACGAGCGCGAGAAGAACGUACUAGAUCCGGCGUUGUUUUGCGAUGGCACUACUGAUGCUCCGCUUGAAGGAAUGCAUGACGAGGCCGAAACUGGCGACAAGCCUCAACAACAUACCGAGACGGCGGCCGUGCAUGGCGAUGACGAUGUAGAAAUGGACGAUCCUCCUGAGAAUAUCGCUUCAGAGGGAUGGCAGCACCGAGGCCAGAGUCGGAGUCGGAGUCGGACUCCCCAGCAAAGUCGAAGUCGAAGUCGAAGCCAUAGCCAACACCCUGAUUCCCAGCCAAUUGAUGGGGAAGCGGUAGAACUGUAA